Messenger RNA from Tripterygium wilfordii, 2753 nucleotides. Its product is annotated as sucrose synthase 5. Gene Ontology annotation, biological process: sucrose metabolic process. The record is from RefSeq and is a predicted model, not a curated record. Lineage: Eukaryota; Viridiplantae; Streptophyta; Magnoliopsida; Celastrales; Celastraceae. The transcript has 15 exons. Gene Ontology annotation, molecular function: sucrose synthase activity. The coding region runs from base 59 to 2593 and encodes 844 amino acids.
UUAGUCAUCUUUAAUCAGGUUCAUUCCAUUCAAAACCUUCUCCACAAUUUCUACUCUAAUGGCCUCAUCUGUGGGGACUUUGAAGAGGUCCGAUUCUAUUACAGAAAACAUGCCGGAGGCAUUAAGGCAGAGCCGGUAUCAUAUGAAGAAGUGCUUCUCUAGGUACGUCGAAAAGGGAAGAAGGAUCAUGAAGCUGCAAAAUCUAAUGGAUGAAAUGGAGAAUGUGAUCGACGAUAAGACCGAGAGAUCACAGGUCUUGGAAGGCGUACUAGGAGACAUUUGGAAUUCAACUCAGGAAGCAGUUGUUAAUCCUCCAUAUGUAGCUUUUGCUAUAAGGCCAAGUCCCGGAUAUUGGGAAUUCGCAAAGGUUACUGCCAAUGAUCUGUCGGUGGAGAGUAUUGAUGCUACAGACUACUUGAAAUUCAAAGAGAUGGUAUAUGAUGAGAACUGGGCAAAGGAUGACAAUGCAUUGGAAGUGGAUUUUGAAGCAUACAACUUCUCUAUGCCUCGCUUAACUCUAUCUUCUUCGAUUGGAAAUGGAUUCAAUUUUGUUUCGAAAUUCAUAACAUCAAAGCUAAAUGGGCGCUUGCAGAGUGCUCAGCCUCUUGUCGAUUACUUACUGUCGCUAGAACAUCAAGGAGAAAAACUUAUGCUCAAUGAGACUCUCAAUACUCCUGAAAAGCUUCAGAUGGCGCUAAUAGUCGCUGAUGUUUUCCUUUCAAAACUUCCCAAAGAUGCCCCAUACCAGAACUUUGAGCUAAGCUUUAAGGAAUGGGGUUUCGAGAAGGGAUGGGGUGAUACUGCUGAAAGAGUGAAGGAGACGAUGAGAGCACUCUCGGAAGUGCUUCAAGCACCAGAUCCUUCGAAUAUGGAGAAGCUUUUCAGCAGACUUCCAGCGAUAUUCAACGUCGUGAUUUUCUCUCCUCAUGGUUACUUUGGUCAAGCAAAUGUCCUUGGAUUACCGGAUACUGGUGGGCAGAUAGUUUAUAUUCUAGACCAAGUGAAAGCUUUGGAAGAGGAACUGCUCCUCAGGAUUAAGCAACAAGGGCUAACUGUGAAGCCUCAAAUUCUAGUGGUGACAAGACUCAUACCGGAUGCUCGUGGAACUACCUGCAACCAGGAGUUAGAAGCAAUCUAUGACACAAAGCACUCCCACAUUCUCCGGGUUCCCUUCAAGACGGAAAAUGGGGUUCUUCACCAAUGGAUUUCUCGCUUUGAUGUUUAUCCUUAUCUUGAGAGGUUUACACAGGAUGUCACAGUUAAGGUCCUAGACAUCAUGGAAGGAAAACCACAUCUCAUCAUCGGAAACUACACUGAUGGAAAUUUAGCAGCUACUCUAAUGUCUAGUAAACUUGGAGUAACUCAGGCAACAAUCGCGCAUGCUUUGGAGAAGACAAAGUACGAAGAUUCAGACAUCAAGUGGAAGGAAUUGGAACCAAAGUACCACUUCUCAUGCCAAUUCAUGGCGGACACAAUGGCGAUGAAUGCAACUGAUUUCGUUAUAACAAGUACAUACCAGGAGAUUGCAGGAAGCAAAGAGAGGCCUGGACAAUAUGAGAGUCAUGUUUCAUUUACCAUGCCAGGGCUUUGCAGAGUUGUUUCCGGCAUCAAUGUCUUCGAUCCCAAAUUCAACAUCUCUUCUCCUGGUGCUGAUCAGUCCAUGUAUUUUCCUCCCACAGAGACAAACAAACGGUUCACGUCAUUUCAUCCUGCCAUUGAAGAGCUACUCUAUAAUAAAGAGGACAAUCAAGAACACAUCGGAUAUCUGGCAGACAGGAAGAAACCUAUUAUCUUCUCUAUGGCUAGGCUUGACGUAGUGAAGAACAUUGCUGGAUUAACCGAGUGGUAUGGGAAGAACAAGAGGCUAAGAAAUUUGGUUAAUCUCGUCAUAGUUGGUGCUUUCUUUGAUCCCGAAAAGUCCAAAGAUAGAGAGGAAAUGUCUGAAAUAAGAAAGAUGCAUUCUUUGAUAGAGAAAUACCAACUUAAGGGUCAGUUCAGAUGGAUUGCAGCACAGACUGACAGGAAGCGAAAUGGGGAGCUUUAUCGUUGCAUCGCUGAUACAAAAGGCGCAUUUGUGCAGCCAGCUUUAUAUGAAGCAUUUGGUCUUACAGUCAUUGAGGCAAUGAACUGUGGAUUGCCUACUUUUGCUACAAAUCAAGGAGGCCCUGCGGAGAUCAUUGUCGAUGGGGUCUCAGGUUUCCUUAUUGACCCCAACAAUGGCGAUGAAUCAAGCAACAAACUAGCUGAUUUCUUUCAGAUGUGCAAGACAGAUCCUGCAUAUUGGAACAAGAUUUCAGAACAAGGCUUGAAACGGAUAAACGAAUGCUUCACUUGGAAGAUCUAUGCAAACAAAGUGUUGAACAUGGGUUGUAUUUAUAGCUUUUGGAAGCAACUGAACAAAGAGCAGAAACAAGCUAAGCAGAGAUACAUUGAGUUGUUCUACAACCUCCAUCUUAGGAAACUGGUGAAAAAUGUGCCUAUACAAAGUGUUGAAGCUCCACAACCAGUUCCAAAGCCAUUAGCCAAAACACAGACCACACAACGCAAGAGGUCACAAUCUGGAAUCCAAAGGUUGUUCAGAAGUGGAGCAUAAACUUACAUACUGCCUUGUGCUGCUGAUCAUGUCUCCACUGAAGCUAUUUUCUAUUUAUUUAUUUUUCUUUCCACAUACAAAGGAAAGUUCUUGUGUGAUUAUUUGCCAAAAUAAAGAAUUGUAAUUUCUCAUAUAAAUAAAAUAUACAAUUCUGGGUUUG